This is a messenger RNA of Drosophila innubila, 1574 nucleotides long. RefSeq names its product angiopoietin-related protein 7-like. Lineage: Eukaryota; Metazoa; Arthropoda; Insecta; Diptera; Drosophilidae. The coding region runs from base 43 to 1332 and encodes 429 amino acids. The record is from RefSeq and is a predicted model, not a curated record. The transcript is spliced from 3 exons.
ACAUCAGAUUGAUUACAAUAUUCAGUUGAUUCGGUCGAUAAAAUGUUAUUAAAAAGUGUGUGGAAUCUAUUCCUAUUUAUUUUACUACUACUGGUAUCAUGGAAUUCAAGCUCAGGUUAUUCAAUUCCCGAUAUUGAGGAUAUUGAAACAAAUGACUUGAUAGUUGACACAAAAGAUGCACCUCAUUACUUGAUUGCCUAUAAUACUGUGAAACCCUUACUUAGUAAGUUGAAGGAAAAAGUCAGGGAGCUCUAUCAAAUAAUUGAACCUAAUGAUAGCGAGAUGAAUUAUGUGCAGGAAUUGAAAAGUCACAAUUCCGAAUUACAAAACACCAAUGAGUUCCUGAAAAAAACUGUGCAACAAUUAACUAAUAAUAUGGAAUUAACAGUUAAAGAUGUGAUCGAUCAGCUAAAAGCACUGAAAACUGAAAAAUUACAAAAAGAAUUAGCGAAAAAAGCGACAUGUAUCGAGGAACUUGAUAUUCAAAUUGAUGAGCUGAAACCCGAAAGAGAUUCCGAUGUCCUUAAUGCAUUUGAGGACAAGUUAGCUGAAAUUACGUCUUCCAAUGCAAAAAGCCUUGCGGAGAAAGACGAAGAGAUUGAUGGGCUAAAAAGUCAGGUGAAAAAUAUUUACGAAAUGGAAACACAAAUUAAGGAAUUUAAAAAUGAGCUUAAGCUGAUAGAAUUGACAGCUAGUUGCAUUCCCUUUGGAGAAGAUCCAGGUCUACAUGAGAUCAAAUUGCCAGGUAUCGACUCUUUUGAAGUGUUAUGUGACAGUGAGACUGUCGGACCAGGGUGGACUGUAAUCCAGCAGAGAAUAAUUAACAGCGAAGGGGAUUUCGAUAGAGAUUGGGACACAUACAGAGCUGGUUUUGGCUCUUUUGACGGCCAAUUCUUUCUAGGUCUAGAGAAGAUCCAUCAACUAACGAGUUCUCAGCGCUAUGAGCUCUAUAUCCACAUGGUUAGCUUUGGUGGUGUCAUCUUUUACGCUCGCUACGAUGACUUUAAAGUGGGCGGAGAAGAAGAAGACUACGAACUGAGCAGCUUGGGAGAGUUCUCCGGCAGCGAGGGAAUAGUUGAUACGAAAAUGUUAAGAUUACACGAAAAUCAGAAAUUCACAACAUUUGACCGUGAUAAUGAUAAUGAUGAUUGGGCGGUUGGAAAGUGCCCAUUGGACCAGCCCCUUGGGGGCUGGUGGCUCCAUGCUUGUGCAAAAAGCAAUUUAAAUGGAAAUCACUGGUUCGUUGAAAUAGAGGAAGAGGAAUCCGAUUACUUUACUAGUAAUAUGGCUCUCAAGAAGAUCAAGAUGCUCAUACGUCCUAAGUCGUAUUGAAAACAAAUUAUAAGCAUAAAAAUGAGCAUGGAAAAAUAACAAGAUUUGUAAAUAAAAGUAUUAUUUCAAUUUCUUAAAAAGUCAAGAUAGUCAUACGUUGAAAAGUAGACAAAAAAUAAUGGGAACUUUAAAUGAAAAUUAAAAUGUAGAUAAAUAGAUUCAUUUUAUUAGAUGACAUCUAUGCAACGUAACAAGAUACUCAUACUUACAUUUCUACUUGAUGAAUAAAAGUAUAAACAACA